UAAGCAAACGGCAACGCUGAGCGUUGUUGUAAUUUAGUUUAAUUAACUUACUCACGUAGUGGAUGUAGCAUAUGAGAAUUUUCUUUUAUAAUGGCGGCUUUAAAAUUGGGAAGUAAAAAUGUUUUCCCUAAAGGAGAUACAGUUUAUAUAAUCGCAGAAAUCGGACAAAAUCAUCAAGGAAAGCUUAGUAUAGCAAAGGCAAUGAUCACGGAAGCAAAAAGAAUUGGGUGUGACUGUGUAAAAUUCCAAAAAUCUUGCCUAUCCUCGAAAUUUUCAAAAUUUGCAUUAAAGCGUCCAUACGGAUCAGAGAAUUCUUGGGGUUCAACUUAUGGUGAACAUAAGAAGCAUCUAGAAUUUGGCGUGGAUCAGUACAAAGAUUUGCAAAACCAUGCAAAGGAAAUUGGAAUAGAUUUCAGUGCAUCGGCAAUGGAUGAGGAUUCUCUGGAUUUUUUGUAUGCGUUGAAUGUCCCUUUUAUAAAAAUUGGUUCAGGAGAUGCCAACAACGUGCUACUCUUAAGGAAAGCAGCUAAAAUGGAAAUGCCACUGGUUGUUUCAACAGGAAUGCAAACGACUAAAACGAUUGACAAUAUUGUUAAUAUAAUGCAGAGAAAUAACAAGACUAACUAUGCUUUAAUGCAUUGCGUUUCCUCGUAUCCUACAGAUCCAGAGGAUAGCUCUCUUAACAUAAUACGACUUUUAAAACAGCAGUACCCAAACGUGGUCAUAGGAUAUUCCGGUCACGAGGAGGGCAUCGACAUUAGCAAAGCAGCCGUGCUAGUAGGGGCGAGAAUUAUUGAACGUCAUUUUACAUUGGAUAAAAAACAAAAAGGCUCAGACCACAAAUGUUCAUUAGAACCCCACGAAUUUGGAAGUCUUGUUAAGCAUAUUAAAAAUCUUGAAAAACUUGGCACAUUGAAUAACGAACAAAUUUUUGAAAUUCUUGGCCAGAAGAAUGUUAUUGAAUUGGCAUUAAAGGAAGUAAAACACAGAAUAGUACUUCCAAGUGAGCUGCCGUGUAAAAUUAAAUUAGGCAAGUCAAUUGUUACUGCCAAGUAUUUAAAAGCAGGCGAUUCAUUAAAGCGAAGUGAUUUAUGCAUUAAAGUGAGUGAGCCUAACGGUAUUCCUGCAGACCAUUUUGACUCAGUCAUAGGCCGAAUUCUUAAAUGCGAUAUAGAUGAAGACUCACCUAUUCUAUUUAGUCAUCUUAUUGCUUAGAGUUAUUAAUAACUAGCUUAUACCCGCGGGUUCCACCCCGCGCUUUUAUACAAAUAUGAAAAAUAAUUUAAUGAUGUUAGAUUUUA
Molecule: messenger RNA, 1301 nt
Organism: Rhagoletis pomonella (apple maggot)
Lineage: Eukaryota; Metazoa; Arthropoda; Insecta; Diptera; Tephritidae
Gene: NANS
Product: sialic acid synthase
Exons: 3
Coding region: 91-1215 (374 amino acids)
Biological process (GO): carbohydrate biosynthetic process
Molecular function (GO): N-acylneuraminate-9-phosphate synthase activity
Source: RefSeq, a predicted model, not a curated record